AUGUCAUCCGAGAAGCUGGGCAAAGAGCUGCAGGCCCUGUACGAGUCCUGCCUAGCAGACGGCCUGACGCAAGCUGAGAUUCGACACGCUGCAGGGGCGUUCGUCUCCAGCCAAACGAAACGUCGCCGAUCGGCCAUCGUCUGCACGGCCGUCGUGCUCUUCCUCCUACUCCUCAGGGACUCCAUCGAGUGGAGGCUCUGCAUGUGCGCCAGGCUUCUGAUGAUUGCCUUGCUACCCUAUUGGAACUGGACGCCAUACCACUACGUGACCUGUCUGGUCGACAAUCCGUUCUUCAGUACCAGGACGAUCAGCACAACCGACUGUCAGGUACAACUCCAGCAGGAACUACUGACCCAGCAACAGCAGCAAGCUCGCAACGCUUCCACAAACGAGGCCGUGUCCACCGGCCCCGCUGAGGACUUGUCGCCCACCACCCAGGCUGUCGCCGCCCCGCUGAACCCCACGGAGCUUGCGCGCCGUAUCGACGACAUCGAUCGACGGCUCACUUCCAUUCAGCAACACCUGGGUGAACGUCUUCCGAUGCGACAGCGCCGCCAUUCGCCAAGCCGCGACCGAAACACCACCUCAUUACCGCCACCUGACAUCAACGGUCCGUGCUACUACCACCGGCGCUUCGGCGACAAGGAAACUCUCAGCUCGGAAGGUGAGCCCUUCAAUGGCCAGUUCCACCGACGAAACCACGACCGCUGCCCGUACGAGUUCGCCAGCUUACUACAGAGAACUUCUGGCGAUAUACGAAGCAGUGCACUUUCAACAACAAUGGUGCAGGUGUGUGAAGAUCUACGUGGAGCGGUGAGGGUGGACGGGUUCGAGCCACAGGCGUUGCUCGAAGAUUUCGUGGACAACCUGGUGCCGCUCGUGGUCAGUGAGGACAUGAGCCAGUGGCCAUCAGCCACGACGUCGUUUGCGCUCACCAACGUCACGCAGGCGUACCUGGAAGACCAAGUUCUGAAGGAGGCCGCCGUAUGCAACUUCCGCAGCAACCGCCGUCUGGGCUUCGAUGCCUUUCUGCGCAGCUUCACGACCUCCAGCGGAUGGUUCGCCCACUGGGAGAACUGCGACCGCUCGGGCCAGAAGCAUCUGCGCCAGUUCUACCGGCGCCCCUCGUUCCUACCUCUCGCCGUCGAGCUGACGCGGCCCAACUGGGUCAUCGCGUCGCGGGGAUUCAGCGGGCGCCGAUUCAAGCAGCUUGAUUUCGAAGCUGGCAGCACCCUGGUUUGGUUCGCUCAAGUCAAAGGCCUCAAUUACAUUCGCCUGGUGCCAGAAUCCGUCUGCUCGGGCAUUUGUCAAGAGCUGGAACUACUGCUCGACGCAAGAGAUAUACUGCUCGUGCACACGAGUCUGUGGAGAGUGCACUACCUGCCAGGAGAGGAUUCCGAGAACAUCGCAUUUGCUGCUGGAUGCUUCAUUUCGGAAUGAUGU
Molecule: messenger RNA, 1443 nt
Organism: Rhipicephalus sanguineus (brown dog tick)
Lineage: Eukaryota; Metazoa; Arthropoda; Arachnida; Ixodida; Ixodidae
Exons: 10
Coding region: 1-1440 (479 amino acids)
Source: RefSeq, a predicted model, not a curated record